AUCGUUUCGUUAAAAAUUCACGAAAACAGUGUAAUCAAUAACAUAAUUAGUGGUUUCCUUGUGGAUUAUUGCUGCAAGUUCCGAUUUGAAGUUGAAUGACUUUAUUUUUCUGCCACUUCAAUUUCUCCACUGCUCGGACAUGAAUGCGGCUACUGAAUUGCAAGCACUGAUGCUUAAAGCAGGCAGUCCUGUAAUGUUGGAUCGUGAUAGCGGUUUCUGCUCGGACGAGGAGAUCGAUAUGCACGUCGGUACUGGCGCCCCCUCACCACCUACAGAUGCAUCCGAGGACAGCAGUGUAGACGUUAAAGUUGUCCCAAUAUCUGUUCGCAAUAAACGCAAAUGCGCCGAGCCCUCGAGAGUUGUGAAUUCUCAAUCCGCCGCUAGCAGUCAUCAUCCCAUUAAAAAACGUCCGCGUUUUACAAAUUUGGAGGACGAGGAAUCAAGUGAAACCUUUCGACCGUGGAAUUCAAGUUCACAAAAUCCAGCACAGGUAUACAAUAGGCAUCCUGGAGUAACUACUUUGCAUCGAGCAUUUGCUAAGAAUGAAACUGCUCAAGAUGAACCUUUAUCCCUGGUCGCCAAAAGCCCAGCUGCAUCUGCCAACACAUUUAAUCAAGCGAUUCCUGUCAAGUCAUCUGCAAAAACGGAUCCACGAUUUUGUGAUCAGCGAUUACAGUGCUCUGGAGCUAACCAAACUUCACAAAAACAUCAGCAGCAGCAGCAACUGCAGCAACAUCAUCAUCAUCAGCAGCAGGAGCAGCAGCAACAACAGCAAAGAAAUUAUAAAAACAUGACGCGAGAGCGCCGUAUAGAGGCAAAUGCUCGUGAACGCACUAGAGUCCACACCAUAAGCGCGGCGUUUGACACAUUGCGCAAAGCUAUACCUGCCUACUCCCAUAACCAGAAAUUAUCAAAAUUAUCAGUGCUAAGGAUAGCCUGCUCUUAUAUUAUGACUUUGAGCCGAAUAAGUGGAACCACUUUAGAUUCCACGGAGAAUUCAUUAGCGGAUUGCGUUGACCUUGUCUCCAGAACGAUACAAACGGAAGGUAAACUUCGCAAGAAGAAGGAAGACUGAGUUCGUCGUUCUGUAGAUCUAGAUGCACCUAGUUUAACCAGCUCAAUGCUUCAUAUUAUAUGUUACGUGUUCAGUGACAUAAAUUGAUAAAGAGACAAUUUGAAUCAAAAGGCUUUGUGGCCUCUAAACUUCAAUGUUAUAUAAUUUUUGCUUCCGAAUUUACUUCCGAAGUGGCUUUAGUGUUAAAA
Molecule: messenger RNA, 1263 nt
Organism: Ctenocephalides felis (cat flea)
Lineage: Eukaryota; Metazoa; Arthropoda; Insecta; Siphonaptera; Pulicidae
Gene: net
Product: neurogenic differentiation factor 2
Exons: 2
Coding region: 140-1075 (311 amino acids)
Molecular function (GO): DNA-binding transcription factor activity; protein dimerization activity
Source: RefSeq, a predicted model, not a curated record